UUAACAUAAGCUGGUAUCCUAGCAAGGCAGUGAGGAGUGAGGCAUCAUGGGAAACACAAGCGACAGGGUGUCUGGAGAACGCCACGGAGCCAAAGCCCAUCGCUCGGACAGCAGCGGCAGUCACAAAGACCAAGAACCCAGCAGCAAGAUGGUGGACAGCACAGAUGACCCCAACAUCUUCAACACCCAUGGGCCAGAGUCCAAGGUGUUGGAAGAGAAAGAAUCCGAUCUGGUGGAGCAGAUGAAAGCUGGUCCUCAGUCUCGACCCACGGUCAUCCGCUGGGCCGGAGGGGGAAAGGAGGUCUACAUAGCCGGUUCCUUUAAUAACUGGAGCACGAAGAUACCACUAAAUAAGAGCCAUAAUGACUUUGUAGCGAUCCUGGACCUGCCAGAAGGAGAACACCAGUACAAGUUCUUUGUAGAUGGACAGUGGGUCCAUGACCCCUCAGAGACGGUUGUAACCAGUCAGCUCGGCACCAUCAACAACCUGAUCCAGGUGAAGAAGUCUGACUUUGAGGUGUUUGACGCCCUGAACGUGGACUCUCUGGAGUGCUCAGACACAUCAGACCUGUCCAGCUCCCCUCCAGGUCCAUACGGGCAGGAGCAGUACAGCUUCAGACCUGAGGAGCAUUUCAAAGCCCCACCCAUCCUCCCUCCGCACCUCCUCCAAGUCAUUCUCAACAAGGACACCAACAUAUCCUGUGACCCUGCCCUGCUGCCUGAGCCCAACCACGUCAUGCUAAACCACCUUUACGCCCUCUCGAUUAAGGACGGAGUAAUGGUGCUGAGCGCGACUCACAGAUACAAGAAGAAAUACGUCACCUCUCUGCUUUACAAGCCGAUCUAAACCGCAACUUGGGCGCUUCACGCCGCGUUUAGAGAACGGCAUGUCUGCAUUCUGCUGUUCGUUUUAUUUAUUUAUUCUCAGUAUCAUCACAUUUAGCCAAAACUUGCACUGGAUAAGAAGCCAGUGGCUGUGACUUUGGCUUUGGAAAAAGGUUGCACUCCUCUCUACAUAGGGCUCGGAACAAAUAGCGACGUGUGUGUAGGAAGGUAGGCU
Messenger RNA from Etheostoma cragini (Arkansas darter), 1060 nucleotides. RefSeq names its product protein kinase, AMP-activated, beta 2 non-catalytic subunit (gene prkab2). Gene Ontology annotation, biological process: signal transduction. The record is from RefSeq and is a predicted model, not a curated record. The transcript has 8 exons. Gene Ontology annotation, molecular function: protein kinase binding. Bases 47 to 847 code for a protein of 266 amino acids. Lineage: Eukaryota; Metazoa; Chordata; Actinopteri; Perciformes; Percidae. Gene Ontology annotation, cellular component: nucleus; nucleotide-activated protein kinase complex; cytoplasm.